GACCAGCCCCGACCAAUCAGCUGGAGCCCAGGAGGUCACCUGACGCACUGACCUUCACAGAGAGGUGAUAAAGUGAGGUGAUCCUCUGAGGGAGAACUUAUUCUGUUCUCCUGCACAUCCUCACAAACUACGCCCCAACAACAAGGACAUCCACCCCGAGCUCCAGAUGAGACCAGACCAGCCCGGCACAAUGUCUCGGUUCUUGGAUAUGGCGGAGUUUGGAGAAGCUGGUCGAUACCUUCGGCUCACCAACUUGGAGCAGCUAGCUGCCAGAGCCCAAGCCUUUGACGGUACGAAGCGUGUUUGGAUGCCUGACGAUGCUGAGGCGUACAUCGAGGUGGAGGUUAGAGAGCUGAACGGAGACAAGACGACUGUGGAGACCAAGGACGGACGGUUUCUGAUAGUAAAAGAAGAAGACCUCCAGCCGAUGAACCCCCCGAAGUUUGACAUGAUGGAGGACAUGGCCAUGUUGACCAACCUGAACGAGGCUUCUGUCCUCUUCAACCUGAAGAGGAGAUACAACAUGUGGAUGAUCUACACCUAUUCCGGUCUGUUCUGUGUGACGGUGAACCCGUACAAAUGGCUGCCCGUCUACUCCGCCGAGGUGGUGGCGGCGUAUAAAGGACGACGUCGUUUGGACACGCCCCCUCACAUCUACGCCAUCGCUGACAACGCCUACACUGACCUACUGCAGAAUCGUGAGAACCAGUCCAUGCUCAUCACAGGAGAAUCAGGAGCAGGAAAAACAGUCAACACCAAGAGAGUGAUUCAGUACUUCGCCAUCACCGCCGCUCUGGGGGAAAACGUGAAGAAGGGCAGGUCUUUGGAGGAUCAGAUCAUUGAAGCUAAUCCCGCCAUGGAGGCGUUCGGCAACGCCAAGACCAUCCGCAACGACAACUCCUCUCGCUUCGGAAAGUUCAUCAGGAUCCACUUUGGGCCGACCGGGAGGCUGGCGUCUGCUGACAUCGACAUCUAUCUCCUGGAAAAGUCCAGAGUUGUGUUCCAACAGCCAGGAGAGAGGAGCUACCACAUCUACUACCAGAUUCUGUCCAAUCACAAGCCAGAACUACAAGACAUGCUGCUGGUCAACACAAACGCCUACGACUAUCACUUCUGCUCCCAGGGAGACACCAAGGUGGAGGGCAUGGACGACGGGGAGGAGCUGAAGCUCACAGAUCACGCCAUGGACACGCUGGGCUUCACUCCAGAGGAGAAGUACGGCUGUUACAAGAUCGUCGGCGCCAUCAUGCACUUCGGGAACAUGAAGUUUAAGAAGAAGCAGAGGGAGGAGCAGGCCGAUGCCGACGGCACAGAGAGUCUGGAUAAGGCAGCGUAUCUGAUGGGAAUAAGCUCUGCUGACCUGCUGAAAGGAAUCCUGAACCCCCGGGUCAAAGUGGGAAACGAGUGCAUUGUGAAAGGACAGACUGUAGAACAGGUGAACUAUGCAGUAGCAGCUCUGGCUAAAGCCACAUAUGACCGAAUGUUUAAGUGGUUGGUGAGUCGUAUCAACUCGUCCUUGUACACCGCGCUGCCUCGCCAGUACUUCAUCGGAGUCCUCGACAUCGCCGGCUUCGAGAUCUUCGAGUUCAAUAACUUCGAGCAGCUCUGUAUCAACUACACCAACGAGAAGCUGCAGCAGUACUUCAACCACCACAUGUUCAUCCUGGAGCAGGAGGAGUACAAGACCGAGGGGAUCGAGUGGACCUUCAUAGACUUCGGUUUGGACCUGCAGGCCUGCAUAGACCUCAUAGAGAGGCCCAUGGGUAUUUUGUCCAUCUUGGAGGAGGAGUGUAUGUUCCCCAAGUCCACCGACACCAGCUUUAAAACCAAACUCUACGACAACCACCUGGGAAAGUCGCCAAACUUCCAGCGGCCGCGACCGGACAAGAAGCGCAAAUAUGAGACGCACUUUGAAGUGGUCCACUAUGCAGGAGUGGUGCCGUACAACAUCACCGGCUGGCUGGACAAGAACAGAGAUCCUCUGAAUGAGACGGUGGUGGUUCUGUUCCAGAAAUCCUCCAACAAGCUAAUGGCUGGACUGUUUGAGAACUACAUCAGCUCCGAGUCGGAAGGCGACCCAAAGGCCGAGAAAAAACACAGAAAGAGGAAAGGAGCUUCUUUCCAGACAGUUUCACAGUUACACAAGGAGAAUCUGAACAAGCUGAUGGCUAACCUCCGCAGCACUCAGCCUCACUUUGUGCGCUGCAUCAUCCCCAACGAGAGCAAGAAUCCAGGAUUUAUGGAUCCCUUCCUGGUUCUCCACCAGUUGAGGUGUAACGGGGUCCUGGAGGGGAUCAGGAUUUGCAGGAAGGGCUUUCCAAACCGAAUCCUGUACGCAGAGUUCAAACAACGGUAUCGGAUCCUGAAUCCCAACGCGAUUCCGGAGGACUCGUUUGUGGACAGCAAGAAGGCUGUAGAGAAGCUGCUGGGCUCUCUGGACAUCGACAACACCCAGUACAAGUUCGGACACUCUAAGGUGUUUUUUAAAGCCGGUCUGUUGGGUCUGUUGGAGGACAUGAGGGACGCCCGUCUGGCUCAGAUCCUCACCAUCGUUCAGGCCAUGUCCAGAGGGAAGCUGAUGAGGAUGGAACUACAGAAGAUGAUGCUGCAAAGAGAUGCCGUCAUGGUGAUCCAGUUUAACCUCAGGGCGUUCUUCUCUGUGAGGACUUGGCCGUGGAUGAUGCUGUUCUAUAAGCUCCGCCCCCUGCUCAGGAGCGCCCAAGUGGAGAAAGAGCUAGCUGCCCUCCAUGAAGAGUUCAAAAAAUUAAAAGAGGCUUUUGACAGGUCAGAGGUAAAGCGCCUGGAGGCCGAGGAGAGACAGGUGGUUUUGGUUCAGGAGAAAAACGAUCUGACUCUGCAGGUCCAAGCUGAGCAGGACAACCUGACAGACGCAGAGGACCGCUGUAACCAGCUGAUUCAGUCCAAAAUCUCUCUGGAGUCGAAGUUGAAGGAGAUGCAGGAACGUCUGGAGGACGAGGAGGAGGUGAGCACCAAACUGACGUCGAAGAAACGUCAGCUGGAGGACGAGGUGGUUGCUCUGAAGAAAGACGUGGACGACCUGGAGAUGACCCUGGCUAAGGUUGAGAAAGAAAGACACGGAGUGGAGAACAAGGUAAAGAACUUGUCUCAGGAGAUGUGUGUUCUGGAUGAAUCUAUCGCCUCCCUUACCAGAGAGAAAGGUGCGCUGCAGGAAGCUCAUCAGCAGGCGCUGAACGAUCUUCAGGCUCAGGUGGACAAAGUCAACAUGCUGGCCAAGGCCAAGACUCGGCUGGAGCAGCAAGUGGACAAUGUGGAGAGUUCGUUGGGUCAGGAGAAGAAGAUGCGGGUGGAACUGGAACGAGUCAAACGGAAGCUGGAGGGAGACCUGAAGCUGUCCGUGGAUUCAGUGAAGGAUCUGGAGAACCAAAAGGACGGGCUGGAGGAGAGACUGAAGAAGAAAGACUUUGAGCUGGGUCAGAUCCAGACCAAAAUGGAGGACGAGCAGAGUGUGAACGCUCACCUCCAGAAGAAGAUGAAGGAGCUCCAGACUCGUAUCGAGGAGCUGGAGGAGGCGCUGGAGGCGGAGAGGGCGUGGCGAACCAAAGCUGAACGUCAGAGGAACGACAUCGCCCGAGAGCUGGAGGACCUUGGAGAGAAACUGGAGGAGGCCGGAGGAGCCUCUGCUGCUCAGAUCGCCCUCAACAGGAAGAGGGAGGCAGACUUCAUGAAGCUACGUCGAGAGCUGGACGAGGCGGGGCUUCACCAUGAGACGACGGCCGCCACUCUCAGGAAGAAGCACUCGGACACGGUGACGGAGCUGAGUGAGCAGAUCGACGCUCUGCAGAGAGCCAAACAGAAACUGGAGAAGGAGAAGGCCGAGUUCAGACUGGAGGCCGAAGAUCUGGCUACCAACAUGGAGCAGCUGUCCCGGACCAAGGGAACAGUGGAGAAGAUGUGCAGGGUUUAUGAGGACCAGCUGAAUGAAAGCCGGAGUAAAGCCGAGGAGCUGCAGAGACAGCUGACUGAAGUUUCUGCUCAGAAGGCUCGAGCAGUCACAGAGACAGCUGAGUACAGCCGUCGUCUGGAGGAGCGCGACGCUAUGAUUAGCCAGCUCCAGCGCUCCAAGGCGGGGAUUUCCCAAAACUUUGAGGACCUGAAGAGGCAGCUGGAGGAGGAGAGCAAAGCUCGUGUGUCGCUGGCUCAUGCGGUGCAGUCGUCCCGUCAUGAAUGCGGUCUGCUGAAAGAGCAGCUGGAGGAGGAGCAGGAGGCCAAGGCCGAACUGCAGAGGGCGCUGUCUAACGCCAACAGCCAGGUGGUUCAGUGGAGAGCCAAGUACGAGACGGACGCGGUGCUGAGGAUCGAGGAGCUAGAGGAAGCAAAGAAGAAGUUGGUCGUCAAGAUGCAGACUGUUGAGGAAGCCGCGGAGACGUCUCAGGCCAGAUGUUCCUCUCUGGAGAAAACCAAACUGGGCCUGCAGACAGAGAUGGAGGACCUGGUGGUGGAACUGGAGCGAUCCAACGCCGCUGCUCUGGCUCUGGACAAGAAGCAACGCAACUUUGACAAGUUGUUGGGUGACUGGAAGCUGAAGUUUGAAGAGAGUCAGACGGACCUGGAGGCGUCACAGAAAGAGUCGCGCAGUCUGAGCACCGAGCUCUUCAAACUGAAGAACUGCUAUGAAGAAGCUCUGGACCAUCUGGAGACAGUCAAGAGGGAAAACAAGAACCUGCAAGAUGAGAUUCUGGAUCUGACUGAUCAGAUCAGUCUUGGAGGGAAAACCAUCUAUGAGCUGGAAAGAACGAGGAAGAUCCUGGAUGUGGAGAAGAGCGACAUCCGAACAGCUCUGGAGGAAGCAGAGGGUACUCUGGAGCACGAGGAGAGUAAGACUCUGAGAUUUCAGAUGGAGCUGCAGCAGAUGAGGACUGAGAUCGAGCGCAAGAUCGCAGAAAAAGAUGAAGAAAUUGACAACCUCAGGCGGAGCCACCAGAGAUCUCUGGAGACCACGCAGGCCAGUUUGGAGGCGGAGGUUCGUAGCCGCAGUGAGGCGGUUCGUCUGAGGAAGAAGAUGGAGUCUGACCUGAACGAGAUGGAGAUCCAGCUGGGACACGCCAACAAGCAGGCGACUGAGAACCAGAGGAUCAUGAGACACCUCCAGACUCAGGUUAAAGAGCAGCAGGUGGAGCUGGAGGAUAAAGUCCAGUUGACCAAUCAGCUGAGAGAACAAAUGGUCCUGAUGGAACGCCGUUGUUCUCUGAUGACUGCUGAGGAGGAGGAGCUGCGCAGUGUCCUGGAACAAACCGACCGCGUCCGCAAGAUGGCUGAACACGAGCUGGUGGAGGUGUCAGAGAGAGCCAACCUGCUCGCCACACAGAACGCCGGUCUGUUGAACCAGAAGAAGAAGCUGGAGUCCGAUCUGUGUCUCCUGACCGGAGAGGUGGACGAGGUGCUGCAGGAGAGUCGCAGCGCCGAGGAGAAAGCCAAGAAAGCCAUCACUGACGCGGCUCUGAUGGCCGAGGAGUUGAAGAAGGAGCAAGACAGCAGCAACAUGUUGGACAGGAUGAAGAAGAACAUGGUGUCUACGGUUAAAGAGCUGCAGGUCAAACUGGAUGAGACGGAGCAGAUGGCGCUCAAAGGAGGAAAGAAACAACUUCACAAGCUUGAGACCAGAGUGAGGGAGCUGCACACAGAGCUGAUGGUAGAGCAGAAGAAGAGCGAGGAGUAUCAGAAAGGAGUCCGUCGUUAUGAGAGGAGAUGCAAAGAGCUGACGUACCAGACGGAGGAGGACAGGAAGACUCUGCUGAGAAUGCAGGAGCUCAUUGAAAAACUUCAGACCAAAGUGAAGAGCUACAAGAGGCAGACUGAGAACGCUGAGGAGCAGGUGAGCUGCAGCACGGUGCGUUUCAGGAAAGUCCAACACGAGCUGGACGACGCAGAGGAGAGGGCUGACAUCGCUGAGACCACCGUCAACAAGCUGCGGAUUCGAACACGAGAACAAGCCAGCAAGGUCGUCCUGAUCGCUGAGUGAAGCUCUGCUGCCUCCAAAGAUGCCCCCCCCCCCCCCCCCCCCCCCGUACUGUUUAAGCUGUUUUGAAUGGAAGUGUCUCAGGCAGCGAAUCGAGCGGACUGAACUGAUAAAAGUUCAACUUUAAGGUUGCAGUACUUUGAUUUGAUGACAUGUUGGUUGUUUGGUGUAAAAGGUGAGAUGAUGGGGAUUUGGGGGAGGGCAUGGCUAUUUCCUGGAAGACGUGCAGACGUGCUUCAUACUGAAACAAGAAAAGUUUCAGUACAAAAUAUUUAUUUUCUAUUUUUCUGUCAGCAUAAGAAAACACAUAUCUGGUUUCUUUAUUCUGUGUGUUGAAGUUUGAGUAUAAGAAUGUGCAUGUUAUUUUUGAGCUGCAUGAGUUAAAAAAAAAAGAUAUAUAUUUAUAGAGAAAGAAGAGGUGUUUAUUUAUGUGACAUGUAGUUUAUUAGAUUAAACCUUUUAAGUGAUGAAGAGUUAAAAGUGAACUCCUGUUAGUUAAACCUGGCCCUUACUUUGAUGAAGUGCAGCCUAAUGGUGCACUGACUUUAAAGUAAACUGAUAUAUUGACUGGAGCGAUGUGUUACCACAUUCAGCACAGACAUGUGGACGGUAACCGGUAAGGAGGACUGAAGCCUGGUGUUGUUAGCAAUGCUAACGUUAGCCAUGCUCUGCAAACAUAUUUGUACAUUGUUUACAGACGGUCAAAUUCAACCCACAAUGCACUGCUGUUUGGUUCACUUCCCUUGUUUGGUUCGGAUCGCAUUCUCACCUACGGCGUACCGAACUCUGGUGCACUUGGAAGCGAAUCGAGACCCCCAUUUUGAAGCGCACCAGAGCUCGUUUGAGCUUUAACACCACCAAACGAACUAUCUGACAAAAAGACCAGAGCUCUGAUCACUUGAUAAAAACAGGGAUUUUGCCUCACAGAACACAGGAGCGUGUUUGUUUUUUGUGACAGUUAUGACAAACGAGCUCCUCCUGCAGUGCUCUGGAAGUGAAAUAACUGGUUUUUCAAAGGAGUCUGUGGGCUUUGAAGACGGCGAUGUUCACGCUGCUUCUGACUACCUGUUACUCCUUUCGACCUCGUGUUAAAAUAAGGUCCAGGUUUAAAAUACUGGAAUCAUUCUUAGAGAUCAAAUGUGUGAUGCUGAAGUUUCUCUCAUAGAGUGUGUGUGCAGUUAUUUAAGUUUUUGGUUUUAUUAAACAUUAAAUGAGUGGUUGAGUCUAUCAAGCUCUUAGAACUAACAUCAAAUAUUUUAGUAUUUGCCUCUGUAAAGAAACAACUACAAAGUACAAGUGCCUCACAUCUGUAGCCUACUGCGGUACGCCAUUCUGCCCCCUAGUGGCCAGAAAUUCUUCAUAUCUGAUUCUUGCAGCAGAAAGUGAUGAUGAAGCAGAUUUGUGUGUUUGAUUCUUGAUGUGAAGGUUUGCAGUGCAGUAAAAAGUGAAUAAGAAUAAAUACCUGCUGGUGUUGACUUACA
This is a messenger RNA of Labrus mixtus (cuckoo wrasse), 7479 nucleotides long. RefSeq names its product myosin-7B-like. Gene Ontology annotation, molecular function: actin filament binding; ATP binding; cytoskeletal motor activity. The coding region runs from base 167 to 6001 and encodes 1944 amino acids. The record is from RefSeq and is a predicted model, not a curated record. NCBI's taxonomy places the organism in Eukaryota, Metazoa, Chordata, Actinopteri, Labriformes, Labridae. Gene Ontology annotation, cellular component: myosin complex. The transcript has 46 exons.